AUGUCAUAUAUCGGAUGGACUGUUCAGGACUGGAUUAAAUUCCACUUCGAGAACACUCCCAAUGAAUCAUUCGCUUUAUUGGUGGAAUUAGUCAAGUCUCAAUCCACGGAAGAUCCAGCAUGGAUUUCGUUGGCUGAUGAAGAGAGCUUGACGCACCAAUGGAAAUUUUUACAAUCGAAAUCAAAUAAGAUGAGUUUGCCGUUGUACGGGGUCCCAAUAGCUAUUAAGGACAACAUAGAUGUGAAGGAUUUUGCUACUACUGCUGCGUGUCCUUCAUUCAGCUAUCAAGCAGAAGAAGAUGCUACGACUGUGAAGUUGUUAAGAAAUGCAGGUGCAAUUAUCAUAGGUAAGACCAAUUUAGAUCAGUUCGCAACAGGAUUGGUUGGAACCAGAUCACCAUACGGAAUUACUACCAACGCAUUCAGCAAGGACCAUGUAAGCGGGGGAUCAUCCGCUGGGUCUGCUUCGGUUGUAGCAAGAGGAAUCGUUCCAGUUGCAUUAGGAACAGAUACUGCAGGAUCAGGUAGAGUUCCCGCAGGAUUAAACAACUUGGUUGGAUUAAAGCCAACAAAGGGUGUUUUUUCGUGUAAGGGUGUAGUUCCAGCAUGUAAAUCAUUGGAUUGUGUUUCUAUCUUUCUGUUGAAUUUACAAGAUGCACAAUUGUUGUUUAAUGUUAUGGCACAUGAAGAUGGCGAACAUGACGAAUAUUCUAGACUGAUGCCAAAGAAUCCGUUAGUCAAAUUUUCUCUGGCCCCAAAGAUUGCAGUUCCAAACAACUUGUUGUGGUAUGGCGAAGAAUCUAAUCCCAAAUUAUAUAAUGAAGCAGUAAAUGUCUUUUCUAAGUUGGGAGGUGAAAUGGUUUCUUUGGAUAUUGAGCCAUUAUUAGAUUUGGCUAAGUGUCUUUAUGAAGGACCUUGGGUUUCUGAAAGAUAUACAGCCUUGAAGGAUUUCUUGGCAACAAACCCACCAAAAGAGACAUUAGAUCCCGUUGUUCAUUCUAUUAUUCAAGGUGGAAAGCAAUAUUCUGCCGCCACUGCCUUUGAUUUCGAAUACAAAAGACAGGGAAUCUUACAAACAGUCAACAAAUUACUAAAAGAUAUAGAUGUGAUUAUCUUACCCACUUCCCCAUUAAACCCCACAAUCAAGCAAAUUGAGCAAGAACCUAUCAAAAUAAACUCAUAUCAAGGUACAUAUACUAAUUUUGUUAACUUGGCCGAUAUGUCUGCAUUAGCUAUACCAGGUGGCUUCCGUCCUGAUGGUUUACCAUUUGGUAUUACUUUAUUAUCACAUAAAUUUAAUGACUAUGCUUUACUUGAGUUAGCAAAUCGUUAUAUGAAAUUAUAUUCUCAAUCAACUCCAAGAUUUUUAGGCUGUUUGAAAGAUAAAAAAGUUUCUACUAUGGGUGACGAGUUGUUGAAUUUACCAGAAGUUGACUUCAACUCACAAAUCAAACUUGCUGUUGUAGGAGCACAUUUGAAGGGAUUUCAAUUACAUUGGCAAUUAGAAAAGUGUCAUGCAACAUUCAUUGAGUCAACAACCACUUCACCAAACUAUAAAUUAUACGCAUUGCCUAAGACAGGACCAGUUGCAAAACCAGGAUUGAGAAGGGUUACUGAAUUCGGUGACAGCAUCAUAGUAGAGGUCUAUGCUAUUCCUAAAGAGAGAUUUGGUGAUUUCAUGAGUAUGGUUCCUGAACCAUUGGGUAUUGGAUCUGCUGAAUUGAAAUCCGGUGAAUGGGUAAAGUCAUUCAUUUGUGAGGAAUUUGGAUACAAUUUGCCAGGUACAGUUGAUAUCACUAAAUAUGGAGGAUGGAAAAAUUACCAAUCCUUCUUAGAACAAGAAACUAAUAAAACCUUGAGACCUUUCAAAACUGUAUUAGUUGCCAAUAGAGGCGAAAUUGCCGUUAGAAUAAUGAAAACUUUGAAGAAAUUAGAUAUCAAAUCAGUCGCAGUUUAUUCAAAUCCUGAUAAAUAUGCUAAACAUUCAUUGAUGGCAGAUGUAUCGAUACCCUUGCAUGGGGUAUCAUCUGCGGAAACUUAUCUUUCCAUCGAUAAAAUCAUUGAGGCUGCAAAAUUCUCAGGCGCCGAAGCCAUUAUCCCGGGUUAUGGUUUCCUUUCAGAGAAUGCAGACUUUUCUGACCGUUGUAUCAAAGAAGGGAUCGUUUUUGUCGGACCUUCUGGUGAUGCUAUUAGAAAAUUGGGGUUAAAACAUUCAGCUAGAGAAAUUGCGGCUAAAGCUGGUGUUCCUCUAGUUCCUGGUUCUGACUUGGUCGAGGAUGCUAAAGAGGCUAAAUUAAUUGCUGCAAAAUUGGAAUACCCUGUUAUGGUAAAAUCUACCGCUGGUGGUGGUGGUAUCGGUUUACAGAAGGUUGAUUCGGAAAAAGAAAUUGAAAGAGUCUUCCAAACAGUUCAACAUCAAGGUAAAUCUUAUUUUGGAGAUCCAGGUGUUUUUAUUGAAAGAUUUGUGGAAAAUGCCAGGCAUGUCGAGGUUCAGGUUUUUGGUGAUGGAUAUGGUAAAGCGAUUGCAUUGGGAGAAAGAGACUGUUCUUUGCAACGUCGUAACCAAAAAAUUAUAGAAGAAACGCCAGCACCAAAUUUAUCAGAAAAGACUAGGCAAAAAAUGAGGAAGGCAUCAGAAUCUUUGGCUGCGUCAAUCAAUUAUAAAUGUGCUGGUACGGUUGAGUUCAUUUAUGACGAAAAGAGAGACGAAUUUUAUUUCUUAGAAGUCAAUGCUCGUUUGCAAGUUGAACAUCCAAUUACUGAAAUGGUUACUGGCUUAGACUUAGUUGAAUGGAUGUUAUUAAUUGCCGCUGACAAGGCACCAGAUUUUAACAGGGAAAUAACUGUCACUGGUGCUUCAAUGGAAGCAAGAUUGUAUGCAGAAAACCCUGUUAAAGACUUUAUGCCUUCUCCAGGUCAAUUGACUGAAGUUUCCUUUCCAUCUUGGGCAAGAGUUGAUGGAUGGGUUGAAAAAGGUACAAUUGUUUCUGCUGAAUAUGAUCCAACUUUAGCGAAAAUCAUCGUACAUGGUAAAGAUAGAAUUGAUGCAUUGAGAAAAUUACGUGAUGCUCUUAAUGAAACUGUUGUUCAUGGAUGUGUCACUAAUAUUGAUUAUUUGAGAUCAAUUGCCAAUUCAUCUAUGUUUGCUGAAGCAAAGGUUGCUACGAAAGUCUUAGAUUCCUAUGACUAUAACCCAACCGCAUUUGAAAUUUUGAAUCCUGGAGCCUAUACUACUGUCCAAGACUUCCCAGGUAGAAAAGGCUACUGGCACAUUGGUGUCCCACCAUCUGGUUGUAUGGACGAUUACGCCUUUAGAAUGGCUAAUAGAAUUGUUGGAAAUCAUAAGACAGCACCAGGUAUUGAAAUUACAUUCAUCGGUCCUAAAAUAUUAUUCCACCAUGAUGCAAUAAUUGCAGUCACAGGUGGCUCUGUUAGCGUUGAUAUUAAUGGUACAUCUGUAGAUCAAUGGAUUCCUAUUCAUAUUAAAAGAGGUGACAAAUUGACAAUCGGUAAACUUACCUCGGGUUGCAGGGCUUACUUAGCUAUCAGAGGAGGCAUUGAUGUUCCCGAAUACUUGGGCUCAAGAUCCACUUUUGCUUUAGGUAACUUAGGAGGUUAUAAUGGAAGAGUUUUGAAGUUAGGUGAUGUAUUGUUUUUGGGUCAACCAGAAAUUGCUGGCUGCAAAUUACCAUCCGCCAUUUCUGAACCUGCUCCAAUUCCAAAAAGCUUGAUUCCAUCUUAUGACUUCAAUGCAACCAAAAACUGGAUCGUCGGUGUUACUUGUGGACCCCAUGGCUCUCCUGAUUUUUUCAAACCGGAGUCAAUAGAGGAAUUCUUCAGUGAAAAAUGGAAAGUUCAUUAUAAUUCAAAUAGAUUUGGGGUUAGGUUAAUUGGACCAAAACCAAAAUGGGCUAGAUCCGAUGGUGGUGAAGCUGGUUUACAUCCUUCAAAUGCGCACGAUUAUGUUUACUCAUUAGGUGCAAUUAACUUCACAGGUGAUGAGCCAGUCAUUUUAACUUGUGAUGGGCCAUCCUUAGGUGGAUUUGUAUGUCAGGCCGUUAUUGCUGAGGCAGAAAUGUGGAAAAUUGGACAAGUCAAACCAGGUGAUUUCAUCCAAUUUGUUCCUAUUUCUUAUGAAGAUGCCAAGGAUUUAAAGCAUGGUCAAGAUAAGGUUAUUGAAGAUUUGGAGGGAGAUUUACCAACUAUCACUAGUAAGGUAUUAACGAAGCCUGAGAACCCAAUCAUUGCAGAACAUAAACCUAGUUCAAAAUCCCCAUCAGUUGUAUAUCGUCAAGCUGGUGAUAGAUAUGUCCUUGUUGAAUAUGGUGAUAACAUCUUGGAUUUGAAUUUAUGCUAUAGAAUUCAUAAAUUAAUUAACAUGGUCCAAGAGAAUAAAACACCAGGGAUUGUUGAGAUGUCGCAGGGUGUUAGGUCUGUUUUGAUUGAAUACAACUCUGAAAUCACUCAGCAACAUCUAGUCGAUACUUUAAUCUCUUUCGAAAAAGAAAUUACUUUCGUUAAUAAAUGGAAGGUUCCUUCCAGAAUUAUUAAGUUACCUAUGGCAUUCGAAGAUAAAAAGACAUUAGAUGCUGUCAAAAGAUACCAAGAAACCAUUAGAGCUGAAGCACCCUGGUUACCAAACAAUGUAGAUUUUAUUGCUGAAAUUAAUGGCUUAACGAGAAAUGAUAUCAAGGAUAUGAUGUACACCGCCAGAUACUUGGUUCUUGGGUUAGGUGAUGUUUUCCUUGGAGCCCCAUGUGCGGUACCAUUAGACCCAAGACAUAGAUUGUUCGGCACGAAAUACAACCCUUCUCGUACUUACACUCCUAACGGUUCUGUUGGUAUCGGAGGUAGUUAUAUGUGUAUUUAUACAAUGGAAUCUCCAGGUGGUUAUCAAUUGAUCGGACGUACUAUCCCAAUUUGGGAUAAAUUGACAUUGGGAACCAAUUCAGAUCAACCAUGGUUAUUGUCUCCUUUUGACCAAAUUGAAUUUUAUCCUGUUUCUGAGGAACAAAUUGACAAGUAUACUGAACAAGCUUCUGUCGGUAAGUUCAAGAUUGAUAUUGUUGACUCUGUAUUUGACCACAGAAAAUACUUGGACUGGGUCCAAGAAAACUCAGAGUCCAUCGAAAAAUUCCAGAACCAAAGUGGAGAAAAGUUAGAAGAAAUCAGUAACCUUAUUAAACAAUCUAAUGCCGACUUAGAAAAGAGUUCUGUGUCUGAAAAAACUGACGAGGAUAUCUAUGGUGAAAAUGCUGAAAAGGUUUACUCUGAGUAUUCGGGUAGGGUUUGGAAGCCACUUGUUGAAGUCGGUGAAGUAGUUAAAGAUGGACAAGGUAUACUUAUUGUCGAAGCUAUGAAAACAGAAAUGGUUGUUAGUGCCACCAAAGCUGGUAAAGUUGUGAAAUUAGUUCAUGACAAUGGAGAUGUCAUUGAUGCUGGUGACCUAGUUGCAAUUAUUGAAUAA
Molecule: messenger RNA, 5466 nt
Organism: Debaryomyces fabryi
Lineage: Eukaryota; Fungi; Ascomycota; Pichiomycetes; Serinales; Debaryomycetaceae
Gene: DUR1,2
Product: bifunctional urea carboxylase/allophanate hydrolase
Exons: 1
Coding region: 1-5466 (1821 amino acids)
Cellular component (GO): mitochondrion
Molecular function (GO): metal ion binding; ATP binding; methylcrotonoyl-CoA carboxylase activity
Source: RefSeq, a predicted model, not a curated record